Messenger RNA from Arabidopsis arenosa, 1137 nucleotides. The record is from the annotation of a GenBank genome assembly. Lineage: Eukaryota; Viridiplantae; Streptophyta; Magnoliopsida; Brassicales; Brassicaceae.
UCGCCGUGAUCGCUUAAUCAGACCUCAAUUUCGGUGUUGAAGCAGCUAUGGAUCCAAACCAACGUAUCGCGAGAAUCUCUGCUCAUCUCAAUCCUCCUAAUCAGAUUGCUGACGGGUCGGGUUUGAAUCGGGUGGCUUGUCGGGCAAAAGGUGGAUCACCUGGAUUCAAAGUGGCGAUACUUGGAGCAGCUGGAGGAAUUGGGCAACCUCUAGCGAUGUUGAUGAAAAUGAAUCCUUUGGUUUCGGUUCUUCAUCUUUAUGAUGUUGCUAAUGCUCCUGGUGUUACCGCAGACAUUAGUCACAUGGACACCAGUGCCGUUGUUCGUGGAUUUCUCGGGCAACCGCAGUUAGAGGAAGCACUUACGGGGAUGGAUUUAGUGAUUAUACCUGCUGGUGUUCCGAGGAAACCAGGGAUGACGAGGGAUGAUCUGUUUAACAUUAAUGCUGGGAUCGUGAGGACACUCUCUGAAGCUAUAGCUAAAUGUUGUCCUAAAGCAGUUGUGAAUAUAAUCAGUAAUCCGGUGAACUCCACGGUGCCAAUCGCAGCUGAGGUUUUUAAGAAAGCUGGAACCUUUGAUCCAAAGAAACUCAUGGGAGUCACUAUGCUUGAUGUUGUUAGAGCUAAUACUUUUGUGGCAGAAGUAAUGAGUCUUGAUCCCCGUGAAGUUGAUGUUCCGGUUGUUGGAGGACACGCAGGAGUUACAAUUUUACCGCUGCUUUCUCAGGUGAAACCCCCUUGCUCAUUCACUCAAAAAGAGAUUGAAUAUCUCACAGACCGCAUCCAAAACGGUGGCACUGAAGUUGUUGAGGCUAAAGCUGGUGCAGGUUCUGCAACGCUAUCCAUGGCAUAUGCAGCAGUGGAGUUUGCAGAUGCUUGCCUCAGGGGUCUACGAGGUGAUGCAAACAUCGUUGAGUGCGCAUAUGUGGCAUCCCAUGUGACUGAGCUUCCCUUCUUCGCAUCGAAGGUGCGUCUGGGACGAUGUGGGAUCGACGAAGUGUACGGUCUUGGACCAUUGAACGAAUAUGAGAGGAUGGGAUUAGAGAAGGCAAAGAAAGAGCUUUCAGGAAGUAUUGAGAAAGGUGUUACCUUUGCGAAGAAAUAAAGAGACUGAUCGUGAAUAAACACUUAAGUGAUGG